Messenger RNA from Ectocarpus siliculosus, 737 nucleotides. NCBI's taxonomy places the organism in Eukaryota, Phaeophyceae, Ectocarpales, Ectocarpaceae. The record is from the annotation of a GenBank genome assembly.
CUGUCGACCCUGCUGCUCGAAACACCAUGCUUCCUCCACGACCACCACCACUACACGCUGCCAGCCCUGCCAAGAGGAGGUCUGUUCCCGUAGGCUUCAAGAGGUCGUCGAGCUCGGUCAACAGCAGCAGUCGUGGGCAAGAAGAAGAGCAGAAGCGGGAGCUGUCGCCAAGGAGAAAUAACCGGCUUGUUCGGCCGCAGAGCGCAAGGUUCCACAGCAGCCAAGACGUACUCGAUACCUCUCACUUAGACGGGCUGUACUUCGAGCAUCAGCGGGCGCAGGAGCUGCGUCUUCGGCAGGAGGGGCGGCGGCAGGAGAGGAAGCUACCGGUCUACCCCUCCAAGUCAGCAGCAGUAAAGGUCGGAAUCGUGGAUGAUUGUGACGAUGAUGAGGAUUCGCCAGCAGCCAAACGUCCUGCUUCGGCCCACGAUAAAUUGACCACAUCAGAACUUGAUGACACAAGAAGAUACGGGGAGUACUCUGCAGAGGAGAUCGCGCUGCGCCGCUUCAUGACGAUGGUGGCGUGGGGGUCCGGCUUGAAUGUGGUCAAGUACAACCGCGGCAGGGGCCGGGUUCGUCGCGUGCUCAAGUUUAACGACGAGGGCAUCGAAAGAGCCGUGGGCGCUGGUGUUGCUACCCUCUCUACGGCUGUGUGUGAAAAUUCGCGUCAAGGCCGGCCGUACUUUGUUUUUUUCUUCACCUACUCAGUUUGGUUGAUCGGAACAAACAGGAAAUAG